Messenger RNA from Kazachstania africana CBS 2517, 2658 nucleotides. RefSeq names its product mitogen-activated protein kinase kinase kinase kinase STE20 (gene STE20). Gene Ontology annotation, molecular function: protein serine/threonine kinase activity; ATP binding. Gene Ontology annotation, biological process: protein phosphorylation; regulation of MAPK cascade; intracellular signal transduction. The record is from RefSeq and is a predicted model, not a curated record. Gene Ontology annotation, cellular component: cytoplasm. The transcript has a single exon. Bases 1 to 2658 code for a protein of 885 amino acids. NCBI's taxonomy places the organism in Eukaryota, Fungi, Ascomycota, Saccharomycetes, Saccharomycetales, Saccharomycetaceae.
AUGACAUUUGCAACGGACGCUACUAAUUUAACGGAACAAGUUGUGGAUGAAUCCAACGCUCAAGAAACAGAUUCUAAUACCGACGAAAAUUUCUAUUUACCAAGGACACCAGCUACUUUAAAUGUCAAUGCGUUGCAUGAUGAUGAAGAACAAGAAGAGGAAGAAGAAAAUAGUUAUAAGUCCAUGGAUCCUAAAAACACAAAUCAAUUUGUACAUAUAUCAAACAGAACAAAAGAUCAUGAUAUCGAUACAACAAUAGAUAGUAAAAACAAUACUCUCGAUGACCCUAUUCAAUUUAAAAGAGUCUCUUCGUCGUCAAUUAUAAGUAAUUUAUCAUCUGGUAACAGUAGUAAUAACCACAAUGAUGGAAACAGAACGCCAAUUUUGCCAAAUGAUAACAAACCAUCACCAUCAACAGUGGUGAAAGAAGAUAGAAAAAUUAGACAUUCAAUAGGUACAGCAUUUAAUAAUUCAAGUAGCACGUCACGUUCUGCCACUCCAAAAUUACCUCAAACGACCCCUUCUCCAUCUCCUGCAAUCAUUGAUGAAAAGAAAAGCUCGAACAUAUCAUCUUCCACCUUCGGCAUUUCAGGUUCUUCUCCAUUUAGAUCCUUUAGCAUACAUUCUACUAAGAAAAAAGGUAAUAAGAACAGUGCAACUUUUAGUAAUAGAGAUAGCAACACUAGCACCAUGAGCAGCCACAGCAAUGAUAGUUCUGGUCAUUUAAAUAAAUCUAGUGGUGGUGCAGGUUCAAGAAUAAUGAAGGGAGUCUUUUCCUCCUUUGUCAGCAAUAUCAAAAGAAAUUCAACUGAAUAUAAUAAGAGAUCUUCAUCUUCAUCUUCAUCUUUAAAUGGUACACCGAGCAGUAACGUCUUUUCCAUCAAAAUAUCUACUCCUUAUAACGCCAAGCACGUGCAUCAUGUUGGUAUAGAUUCUAAAACAGGUGAGUAUAUCGGCUUACCUGCUGAGUGGGAAAGACUGCUUACAUCAAAUGGUAUCACUAAAAAGGAACAACAACAAAAUAUGGGAACUAUGGUUGAUAUCGUCAAGUUUUAUCAAGACGUUACUGAAAGCAACGGCGAAGCUAAAAUAAUCAAGACAUUUAAUAAUAGUAACAUGAGCUUUCCUUCAUCUAAUUCAUCUUCCUCAAAUCGUUCAUCUGCAAGAAUGUUGAAAACAAAUUCUGAUUUAUUAUCCGUGAGUACUCCAAAGAUCAAUCAGCACAAUAAUACGUUUACUCCCUCAAGUACCUUAAAUAACUCUCCUUUGUUGUCCACACCACAGUCAAAUAUUAUUUCAAUAGGUUCGGUGAACUUAACUUCAAAUAGCGCCACGAAUUAUUCACAAUCAAAUGAAAAGUUCAUUCCAACUAGACCUGCUCCUAAACCCCCUUCUGGCAGAACAAUCGAUGCAACCAAGCAAUCACCUAUAGCAUCACCUUCUGUAAGUAAAACUAUUCCAUAUAGUGAAUCGUCAAAUAUUGACACUCCGAAGAAAUUGCAGGAAAAUGUAUUGGAGCAUAUUGAACCUUCGAAAAAAGAACUACCACCCAUUCCAAAAGGUGACUCGGCAAAGGCUUCGAAAGCUAUAGCAAGGAGAGACUCUAAAAAACAAAUAGAGAAAGAAAGACGUAAAAAGGAAGUACUUAAUAAGCUAGCUGAAAUUUGUUCGGGAGGUGAUCCUACACAAAAGUAUGUCAACUUGAUUAAAAUCGGCCAAGGCGCAUCAGGUGGUGUUUACACAGCAACCGACGUCAACACAGAGGCGUCUGUUGCUAUUAAAAAAAUGAAUUUUGAAAAACAGCCUAAGAAAGAACUUAUUGUAAAUGAAAUCCUUGUCAUGAAGGCCAGCAGGCAUGAAAAUAUUGUCAACUUUAUAGACUCCUAUUUCUUAAAUGGUAACCUUUGGGUCAUUAUGGAAUACAUGAAGGGUGGUUCUCUAACUGAUGUUGUCACACAUUGCAUUCUGACAGAACAACAGAUUAGUACUGUCACCCGAGAGACUUUAAACGGUUUGAGAUUUUUACAUUCAAAGGGUGUGAUCCAUAGGGAUAUUAAGUCUGAUAACGUACUUCUAUCAUUAAGCGGUGAUAUCAAAUUGACAGAUUUCGGCUUUUGUGCCCAAAUCAAUGAAAUAAACCUGAAAAGAACAACAAUGGUUGGUACGCCAUAUUGGAUGGCUCCUGAAGUUGUUUCUAGAAAAGAAUAUGGGCCAAAGGUUGACAUUUGGUCACUUGGUAUUAUGAUUAUAGAGAUGAUAGAGGGAGAGCCCCCUUACCUAAAUGAAACACCAUUAAGAGCCCUGUAUUUGAUUGCUACUAAUGGUACACCAGAAUUGAAGGAUCCCGAUUCACUCAGUGAGUGUCUAAAAGCCUUCCUUGAUUGGUGUCUCAAGGUUGAUCCUCAUGAAAGAGCAUCAGCUACAGAACUACUAAAUGACAGGUUUAUAGUAGAAUUUUCUGAAAAAACCGAAACUUUGUCUCCACUAGUCAAGCUAGCGCGGAUGAAAAAAUUGGAAGAAGAAGCAGAGAUAACUGAGGAAGAGACAUAUGCGGAGGACACUCUUAAUAAAGAGGACGUUGAAGAAGAAGCCCACACUACUGUUGAAAAAAAUAAUGAAGAAGCCGUACAGGCAAAUGCCGAUUUCAAAAACCUGUAA